AUGGCCAGCCUCGCAAGUGCUCCUCAGGAACUCAGUGCCAUCCAGGCACAAGAAUCGGCUCUCAUCUUUCCUUCCUUCACCGCUGAGACCGCUUUCAACCUCGGGCUUGCCCUUCGUACCAAGCUGGUUCAAGUCGCACCGACCAAGCCCGCAGCCAUCUCCAUCUCUCUCGCUACCUCAACGCCCACCAACAACUCCUCCCCGAACCUCUCCUCCGUUCCUCAUCUCCUUUUCCAUUCCGUCACCGCCCCCGGUACUACGCCGGACAACAUGCUCUGGAUCGCACGCAAGCGCAAUACCGUGCUGCGGUUCGGGUGCUCGACUUGGUACAUGCAUUGCAAGUUCGACGGGGACGAGAAGGCAUUCGGAGAGAAGUAUGGGAUGAGUGACGAUGUGAGCGGGACGUAUGCGAUUCAUGGAGGUGGAUUUCCGGUCAGGGUGAAGGGAGUGGAGGGAGUGGUGGCGAUUGUGAUUGUUAGUGGAUUGAAGCAGGAUCAGGAUCAUAUGGUUGUGGUCGAGACGAUGGGUGAGUUUUUGAAGGAGUUGAAGUAG
Molecule: messenger RNA, 552 nt
Organism: Stereum hirsutum FP-91666 SS1
Lineage: Eukaryota; Fungi; Basidiomycota; Agaricomycetes; Russulales; Stereaceae
Exons: 2
Coding region: 1-552 (183 amino acids)
Biological process (GO): post-translational protein targeting to endoplasmic reticulum membrane
Cellular component (GO): TRC complex
Source: RefSeq, a predicted model, not a curated record